AUGGAUCCAGGAGUUCGAGAAGAGACCAGAGACGACUACGACGACAAGCAGGUGGUCUCAGAGAUCAUGGCAAGAUGUUUUAUUCCAACUCGGAUAACAACCUCUUCCUGGGAAGGCUUUCGUUUUGUUGGUCAUGAGAUUCGGAUUACUGAAGCCAUGGAUUGUUAUGGUGCUGUUGUUUGGCCAUCGGCCCUUGUUCUAUGCUAUUUCCUGGAAACUAACGCAAAACAGUAUAAUAUGGUUGACAAAAAUGUGAUUGAAAUUGGAGCUGGCACAGGGCUAGUCUCUAUCGUGGCAAGUUUACUUGGUGCUCAUGUUACUGCCACAGAUUUACCUGAAUUACUUGGAAACCUGCAAUAUAAUAUUUCCCGAAACACCAAAACGAAAUGCAAGCAUUUGCCUCAGGUUAAAGAGCUCUCCUGGGGAGUUGCAUUAGAUAAAAACUUCCCCAAGUCUUCCAAUAAUUUUGACUACAUCCUGGCAGCGGAUGUUGUCUAUGCUCAUCCCUUCCUGGAAGAACUCCUCGUUACCUUCGACCACCUGUGUAAAGAAACCACCACCAUCCUCUGGGUCAUGAAAUUCAGGUUGGAGAAAGAGAAUAAAUUUGUAGAUAGAUUUAAGGAGUUGUUUGACCUGGAGGAAAUUUCCAGUUUCCCUAGUCUGAAUAUUAAGUUGUAUAAAGCUGUGAGGAAAAGUCGGAGGAGUGCGUGA
Molecule: messenger RNA, 711 nt
Organism: Lepus europaeus (European hare)
Lineage: Eukaryota; Metazoa; Chordata; Mammalia; Lagomorpha; Leporidae
Product: putative methyltransferase-like protein 21E
Exons: 4
Coding region: 1-711 (236 amino acids)
Biological process (GO): peptidyl-lysine methylation
Cellular component (GO): cytosol; cytoplasm
Molecular function (GO): protein-lysine N-methyltransferase activity
Source: RefSeq, a predicted model, not a curated record